Opisthorchis viverrini is the source of this 399-nucleotide messenger RNA. RefSeq lists its product as hypothetical. The coding region runs from base 1 to 399 and encodes 132 amino acids. The record is from RefSeq and is a predicted model, not a curated record. NCBI's taxonomy places the organism in Eukaryota, Metazoa, Platyhelminthes, Trematoda, Opisthorchiida, Opisthorchiidae. The transcript has 5 exons.
AUGGAACAAGUUUCCGCACCCAGUCUGCACCCGGCUGCGGAAAUAGUACAGACGUUUGCGCAUCCGGUUGAACGUCUGCAACUGAGUGCGGACAUUUCCGCGCAGUUUCCGCAGACUUGUGCACCCGGGUGCGGAACCAGUGCGGAAAUGGAACAAGUUUCCGCACCCAGUCUGCACCCGGCUGCGGAAAUAGUACAGACGUUUGCGCAUCCGGGAAAAACUAUUGCCAGUGAGUUAUGGUCACAUAUCCGUAUUAACCGCACUACUUUAGAAAGCGCACUUGAUUCAAAGUCCUUGGGAUCUGUUUAUUCUCCUGCAAGGAAUCAGAUUGAGAGCCAAAAUCUUGACAAUACUGGGCAUCAACAAACGGAUCCUUUAGUAUACUUGCGUAGAGAGUGA